UUCAUACAGAUAGCAGUGAGAUAUGAUACAAUAUAGGCAAAAACGAGAUUUGUCUAGAAUUAAAAAGUAGUACUCUCUCCGUCCUUAUGUAGCUUAGUCGUAUUCUAUCUUUGAUUGUCCCACUGUAGCUGAAUCAUUUCUUUUUUUGGCAAAAAGUAUUUUACCCUCUCUUCAUCUCUAUGCCGUUUUCCUUUCCACUUUAUUCGUCUUUUACUUAACUUAUUUAAAACAAUUUUCCUUAAAUAUCGUGCCAAAAAAAUGUCUCCACUACCUAGGGACACGGAGGGAGUAAUGCUUUAUAAGUGAACCAAAGCAGCCUAUUAGGAUAAGGCAAUAGCGAAAACAGAGGAAGGAGAGACACACAAGCACUCGGAACUCCAAUGGCUAAACCCAACGAGCUUCAAUCUUCCGAAUCAGCCGAUUUCGCCGCCCAAAUCUGCAACCACCUCUCCUCCGUCUUCACCGCCCCCAUCGCCUCCCCUCCCCCCCUCACCACGCUCGUCGACGAGAUCUCCUCCGCCUCCACCCGCGGCGGCAAAAUCUUCGUCUACGGCGUCGGCCGCGAAGGACUGAUGAUGAAAGCCCUAUGCAUGCGCCUCUUCCACCUCGGCCUCCCCGCCCACUGCGUCUUCGACAUGACCACUCCCGCGAUCGGAUCCCCCGACCUGCUCAUCGCCUCCGCCGGCCCGGGCGGAUUCUCCACCGUCGACGCGAUCUGCGGCGUGGCGAGGGGCGGCGGCGCGCGGGUGGUGGUGCUGACGGCGCGGCCGGAGAAGGUGGGUUGCGCGAGCGCGGUGGCGCAUAUCCCGGCGCAGACGAUGGCGGACGACGGGGCCGGGUCGGGUCGGGAUUUGUUGCCGAUGGGGAGUGUUUAUGAGGGGGCGAUGUUUGUGCUGUUUGAGAUGUUGGUUUACAAAUUGGGGAAGGUGUUGGGUCGGAGCCCCGAGGAAAUACGGGCUCGCCAUACCAAUUUGGAGUAGUUUUAAUGUUUAUUUUUCUUCUCUUUUUUUUUGUUCAUGUGUGUUGUUCUUGAUGUAAAUUGCAAUACUAAUGAAAAAUAACUUUGAAAUUACAGUUUUUUUAA
Salvia splendens (bonfire salvia) is the source of this 1084-nucleotide messenger RNA. RefSeq names its product Sugar isomerase (SIS) family protein. Gene Ontology annotation, molecular function: isomerase activity; carbohydrate derivative binding. The transcript has a single exon. The record is from RefSeq and is a predicted model, not a curated record. Lineage: Eukaryota; Viridiplantae; Streptophyta; Magnoliopsida; Lamiales; Lamiaceae. Gene Ontology annotation, biological process: carbohydrate derivative metabolic process. Bases 381 to 980 code for a protein of 199 amino acids.